Messenger RNA from Chilo suppressalis (striped riceborer), 1323 nucleotides. Lineage: Eukaryota; Metazoa; Arthropoda; Insecta; Lepidoptera; Crambidae. The record is from the annotation of a GenBank genome assembly.
AUGGGUGAUCUGCUGCCGAGUAUACCAAAGAGUACGUUCGCGAGUGAAGUAGACGGACACAAUUGGAGUGUUGUGGGCCUGGACGAGUACAGCGACGACGAGGCUCUUGCCGCCGUGGAGCUGUUCAAAGAUUACCCGGAAGCGCUGCUCCGCUUCGCUUCGGUUUGCUGCGUGCUGUUCAUGCUGGUCGGGAUCCCUGGGAACUUGAUCACCAUUGUGGCGUUGGCUCGUUGCAAGAAGGUCCGCAACGCCACCGCCGUGUUCAUUAUGAACCUGUCGUGUUCGGACCUGCUGUUCUGCUGCUUCAACCUGCCCCUGGCGGCGUCGACCUUCUGGCGGCGGUCCUGGGCCCACGGCAGGAUCCUUUGCCGCAUGUUCCCGCUGGCCAGAUACGCCCUCGUCGCCGUGUCCCUCUUCACUGUGCUAGCUAUCACUAUCAACAGAUAUGUCAUGAUAUCGCAUCCAAGACUUUAUCCCAGAUUAUACAAAAGGCGAUUUCUAGCUGUGAUGGUCGCAAGCACGUGGGUCUUUUCCUUUGGAGCAUUGAUAGCGACCUGGCUAGGGAAAUGGGGUCGCUUCGGCCUGGACCCGACUAUCGGAUCAUGCUCCAUACUACCCGACAAAAAUAAUAGAUCUCCAAAAGAGUUCCUGUUCGUUGGAGCUUUUAUGUUGCCCUGUCUAGCUAUAGUUAUAUGUUACGCUAGAAUAUUCUGCAUAGUAAGAGAGGCGGCGAGAAAGUCGAGAGCACCCGCUAGAGGGCGACCUCGACCUGGACUAGAAGACUCCGCCGUUGGUUCGGCGUCGACGGCCCUAGAAAGAUCUCCGGGCCCUGAAAAUGGAAUUAAUCAUGUCGCUCCACCUCGGAGGGCACUAUUAGCUCCCCCUGUUUUACAUUGCCCACCUACACCUGGUCCAGAAAGAUCAUCAUCGUCUGGUGUAGACACACUAGAUGGUCACGACGAGGAAUGCGCCCUCGACGCAAAACCUCGAACUCCCAGCGGUGGCGAUACCGCUAAAAGACUUCGACAAGCAGCCGUUGUACUAAGAAAAUCCCCUGCUUCAGUCAGACCACCACGUCUCACACCGAAGGACAGAAAGCUACUAAAGAUGAUAAUGGCUAUAAUGCUUUCAUUCUGGGUGUGUUACUUGCCCAUUACAUUGACAAAGAUUUUUAGAGAGUUUACUUCACACCCAGCUGCAAACAUAGCGGGGUAUAUUUUGAUAUACUUGACGACGUGCAUCAACCCUAUUAUAUACGUGGUCAUGUCGAGUGAGUAUCGCCAGGCCUACAAGAACCUGCUGAUGUGUAGAAGAUGGGCGUGA